AUGAGGAAUCUGCUUAUCCAACACGGAUUACACAAGGUACUAGAUGUUGAUGCUAAAAAGUCUGAUACCAUGAAAGCUGAGGACUGGGCUGAUUUGGAUGAAAGGGAUCCCAGUGCAAUCAGGUUGCACUUAUUAGAUGAUGUGUUAAAUAAUAUCAUUGAUGAAGACAUUGCACGUGGAAUUUGGACAAGAGAUUGUCCAAAUCCAAGCAAGGGCAAAAGUGAAACCAGUGGCAAGAAGAAUGACAACAACACAACUGCCAUGGUGCAAAACAAUGAUAAUGUUGUCCUCUGUAUAAAUGAGGAAGAGAAAUGCAUGCACCUGUUAGGUCCAGAGUCGGAAUGGGUGGUUGAUACAACAACAUCUUACCAGGCUACACCAGAGCAGAGAACAAAGCUGGAUGAUAAAUUUGUUUCCUGCAUAUUCAUUGGAUAUGGAGAUGAAAAGUUCGGAUAUAGAUUGUGGGAUCUUGUAAAGAAGAAGGUCAUCAGAAGCAAAGAUGUAGUCUUCUCUACAUCCGAUAAAGUGAAGUUGGAACUGCUGCUGAUACGUCAGAGAAGGCGAAGACUGUCGAGGUUGCAAAAUUGUAUCACACUCUCAACAACUGGAGCGGAGUAUAUUGCCACUACUGAAUCUGGCAAAGAGAUGGUAUGGCUCAAGCGGUUUCUUCAAGAGCCGGAAUUGCAUCAAAAGGAGUAUGUCGUCUAUUGUGACAGAAAUAAAAGAGAUAUCAGAGUGAAGGCUGCCAUAGAUUGGCAUGCUUUAUCUUUUACUACUUCGCAAAGAAAUCAUCUGGUACAUACCUUUUGUUAUCAAAGAAGAGGAGAGCACCAGAAUAUUGAGUCUGUCCUCCGGCAGUAUGGAUCCCUAGCCCCUAAAGCAUAUAGCUAUUCAGACAUUAAGAAAAUGACAAAUUCACUUCAAGAGAAACUCGGACAAGAGGGUUAUGGAGGGGUCUACAAAGGUAGCCUUAAUGGCCGUCCCGUUGCUAUCAAGAUUCUAAAUGAGACUAAAGGGAAUGGGGAAGAAUUUAUCAAUGAAGUUGCAAGCAUCAGUCGAACUUCCCAUGUCAAUGUAGUUACUCUGUUGGGUUUUUGUUUUAAUUGCCGAGAAAGAGCUCUUGUUUACGAAUUCAUGCCCAAUGGAUCCCUUGAUAAACACAUCUAUGGUGAAGGUUCUAAGUUGGGAUGGGAAAAGUUGUUCGAAAUCGCGCUUGGGAUAGGUCGAGGACUGGAGUAUUUGCACCAAGGAUGCAAUGCACGAAUAUUGCAUUUUGACAUAAAACCUCACAAUAUCCUUCUGGAUGAGGACUUCUGCCCCAAGAUAUCUGAUUUUGGCCUAGCAAAAUUAUGCCUUCAGAAAGAAAGUAUGAUAUCAAUGUUGGAAGCUAGAGGAACCAUCGGUUACAUUGCUCCAGAAGUAUUCAGUAGAAAUUUCGGAAGUGUCUCACACAAAUCUGAUGUUUACAGCUACGGAAUGAUGGUUCUUGAAAUGGUUGGAGGAAGAAGGAAUUACAGCGCUGAAAGAAGCAAUCAUAGCGAAGUAUACUUCCCACGUUGGGCUUAUCAACGCCUUGUGACAGAUGAAGACAUAAAUAUACAAGGCAGCACGACCAAAGAAGAAAAGGAAAUUGCAAAGAAGAUGAUAUUAGUAGGAUUGUGGUGCAUCCAAACUGAUCCCUCGCAGAGACCACCAAUGAGUAAGGCAAUUGAAAUGCUGGAAGGUAGCUUAGAGGCCAUCCAAUUUCCACCGAAGCCUUUCAUCUGUUCUCCCUCAAGAUCGGAAGGAUCGACAAUAAUAUCUUUGGGGCAGCCAACGAAGCCCUUUAUAUAUUCUUCUACGGGUUCAGCACUUGAUUCUACAGCCUCAGCAAGUGAAGAAUGACACUUGAAUAGCAAAUGUUUGGACAAGACUUACUAAGACUCGUUGGAGAACAAAACAGAGAGAGAUGGAAUGUUGAAAUAGCCAUACACAACCAACUUUGAAAUGUUGAAAACUGAUAUCUAUGUCUUGCGCAAGCACCUGUAUAUUUCUCAACCUCUUAAGUGGUACUUCUUGAUAUAAAGGUAAGCUGAUAUUUUUAGGAUAGUUUCAGUCACAAGUAUAAUUUCUUAACAUUCAUAGAUAUUGUUGCAUAUGGCAUCAUGACAUCAUCCUUACAAAAUAUGUUUUGUGAUUGUUAUGAAAUUCUACUUUUACCAAACAAUAACAACAACUCAGUAUAAUCCCACAAGUGGUGUUUGGGGAGGAUAGAGUGUAUGCAAACCUUACUUGUGCCUUUAAGAAGACAGAGAAGUUGUUUCUGAAAGACCCUCGGCUCAGGAAGGAAAAAGAGGAACAAUUUUACAAUACGUUUUGUGAAAAUAGAAUUUCGUACCACAAGAACUGUAUAUUUAGACGGUGAUUUCAAUUUUUCACAAUCUACCACAUACAAACAGUCGACUAUUUCAGCAAC
Messenger RNA from Nicotiana tabacum (common tobacco), 2455 nucleotides. The record is from RefSeq and is a predicted model, not a curated record. NCBI's taxonomy places the organism in Eukaryota, Viridiplantae, Streptophyta, Magnoliopsida, Solanales, Solanaceae.